AGUUCCACGUAUCCUUUGAUACACCAUACGCGAUGUCACUGACGUCCAAUGAUAUCCAUGCUCGGCGACAUAGGUGUGACUUUUACGUUGCGCACUUAUCUCUCGUACAGGAGGGCAGAGAGAGAAAGCGACGAAGUUACUUUUCAAACAUGCACAAACACCUCAUCGAAAUUUUAAAAGAUAGAAGCACUACUCUUGGAAAUGUUGCGUUGAGUUUCAAUACGUUAGCAGAUCACUUCCCACUCAAGAGUGACGUUGAGGGGACCGGCGCAGCGCGGAGGAGGCACUCAAUCAAGCACCCUGUCACAAAAUCGAGAUUGGUCCGGUCUUACGCGAUAUCCGUUCGCACACUCGAUGUCUCACAACCAUUCGUACAUCAGGUAAUCCAACGGGCGAUGACGGUGCCACGGCAUUCGAAUGCAAGCUCAACGUUUUCACGAUCUGAUGAACGCGCCAUCUGGAUGCACAGGUAACUCAGAAACAUCGUCCCACCGCUUCACUUUUGCCGCAGAAAACGACGUGACGCGACAUUGCAGACUUUCACCAAACGGUAUCGAUGAGAAGAGUUUGAAGAUAGUAAACUCUCGGGCGCAAGCGAGCCUAACCAACGGAUAUACGACAACCCCCCCUGAGAGACUGUAGACGCGAAGGUCCAACAGGCCCAGGUCGUUCUACCCCACUCUAUCGUUCGUCAGGGACAGACAUGUAUCUGUCAGGCCCUUCCUUUAAAGAUAUUUUAUUGCAGUGCUUAUCUCCUUUAUAUUUUAAAAUGUUUUUACUUAAUAUAACUAUGCUAUAUUAAAUAUAUUUACUUUUUAUUUAGAUCUUUUUAGAUCCGAUUUAAUAAAUUUCCAUAAAUUGAUGCUUCUGUUUGAGAUUAUUCUCUAUUAUAAAUGUUUUAUAUUCCAUUAAAAUUAUUUAUCUAUAAAUAUAUUUUUUUUUCAAAUAACAAAAUUCUUUUGUCUUCAAAUAAUAAAUUUGUAAAACAAAUUUUGCUAAAUUU
Messenger RNA from Solenopsis invicta (red fire ant), 1003 nucleotides. RefSeq lists its product as uncharacterized. Lineage: Eukaryota; Metazoa; Arthropoda; Insecta; Hymenoptera; Formicidae. The transcript is spliced from 4 exons. The record is from RefSeq and is a predicted model, not a curated record. The coding region runs from base 33 to 473 and encodes 146 amino acids.